Molecule: messenger RNA, 951 nt
Organism: Egretta garzetta (little egret)
Lineage: Eukaryota; Metazoa; Chordata; Aves; Pelecaniformes; Ardeidae
Gene: RSRC1
Product: arginine and serine rich coiled-coil 1
Exons: 7
Coding region: 1-951 (316 amino acids)
Biological process (GO): alternative mRNA splicing, via spliceosome
Cellular component (GO): nucleus; cytoplasm
Source: RefSeq, a predicted model, not a curated record
AUGACCGAGGAAGUCUCUACCCGGGAGAUUAGGGUCUGCUGUGCCGAGGUGACAAAAGGUGUGAGGAAGGGCAAAAGUUUGUAUGCAGAAAACGAACAAGUUCAACCUGUUGAUGCUAGAAAUAUGAGGACCUGUAAUAUUUCAGUGUUGGUUCAAGGCAGCUUGAAAAUGGGUCGUCGCUCCUCGGACACAGAAGAAGAGAACAGAAGCAGAAGGAAGAAGAAACACCGCAGGCGUUCGUCUUCAAGUAGUUCCUCAGACAGCAGAACAUACAGCCGUAAAAAAUCUGGAAGGAAAUCAAGGUCAAGGUCGCGGUCUCGAGAUCUCCAGUCUCGUUCUCAUUCUUAUGAGAAAAGACGCAGACACAGAUCAAGCAGUAGUUCUUCAUAUGGUUCUAGAAGAAAACGCAGUCGUAGCCGGUCAAGGGGCAGAGGCAAAUCCUACAGGUCUCAAAGAUCGAGAUCAAAAAGUAGAACAAGAAGAUCACGAUCAAGACCUCGUCAACGUUCUUAUAGUCGAAGUAGUGAAAGAUCCAGUCAUAGGAGAACUCAUAGCGGGUCUCGCGAAAGAGAGCGGCGUAAAGGCAGAGAGAAAGAAAAAGUAAAAGAGAAAGGCAAAGGAAAAGAAAAGGAGAUAUAUGGCACGAAGCAUGGGGACUCUGGAAACAUCAAAGCUGGAUUAGAACAUCUGCAGCAGAGUCUGUCUGUUUUAAAUGAUGAAGAGCAACCUGUCAUUAAUAGCUUGUUUAGCCCAUCAGCGGUUUGUAAGAAUAUAGUUACUGCCUGCCAAGAAUGCAGGCGCUCCCUGUGUCGUGCGUUAAUCAAUAACCCCCAGCAGGCGCGGAUGAAGCUCCCGCGAAGCUGGCGAUCGCAGCGCUUGUGUGCAGCUCUGCCAGGGAAGCUGCCGGAGUUCGCUGUUUACCCUUUUAGUUGCAUCAUGUCUCAUAGGUAG